This is a messenger RNA of Momordica charantia (bitter melon), 1153 nucleotides long. It is a transcript of the gene EXPA13, whose product is annotated as expansin A13. Gene Ontology annotation, biological process: plant-type cell wall organization. NCBI's taxonomy places the organism in Eukaryota, Viridiplantae, Streptophyta, Magnoliopsida, Cucurbitales, Cucurbitaceae. Gene Ontology annotation, cellular component: extracellular region. The record is from RefSeq and is a predicted model, not a curated record.
ACAAUUUUUAUUUCUUCCCCACUUUGCCCCUCACUCUCUCUGCGGAGUGAUGUCGCCAUCUCUUCCACUUCACUUCUUCCUGUUCACAGUUGCAGCAGCUCUCGCAUCUCCCGUAGCCUCCCAUUUCUCUUCUUCCACCUCUCCGCCGUCGCCGGAGGCCGCGCCGUCGCUCUCCGAGUGGAGAUCUGCUCGAGCUACUUACUACGCCGCCGCCGAUCCCCGGGAUUCGGUGGGCGGAGCGUGUGGAUAUGGCGAUUUAGUGAAGGCAGGGUAUGGCAUGGCCACGGUGGGGCUCAGUGAGGCGCUAUUCGAACGCGGCCAGAUCUGCGGCGCCUGCUUCCAGCUUAGGUGCGUUGAGGACCUCCGCUGGUGUAUCCCUGGCACCUCCAUCAUUGUCACUGUUACUAAUUUUUGUGCGCCUAAUUAUGGCUUCACGGCUGAGGGUGGAGGCCAUUGUAACCCUCCUAAUAAGCAUUUUGUGCUCCCGAUUGAAGCGUUUGAGAAGAUCGCUAUCUGGAAGGCCGGAAACAUGCCUGUUCAGUAUCGGAGGAUCAAGUGCCGGAAAGAGGGGGGAGUUCGAUACACGAUUUCUGGGUAUGGCAUCUACCUCUCGGUGUUGAUAAGUAAUGUUGCAGGCGCUGGAGAUGUCAGUGCUGUAAAGAUCAAGGGCUCGAGAACCGGUUGGCUCCCGAUGGGCCGAAACUGGGGGCAAAACUGGCAUAUUAAUGCUGAUUUGAACAAUCAAGCCCUCUCCUUUGAAGUGACUAGCAGUGAUGGAGUAACAAUUACCUCCUACAAUGUCGCUCCAAAGAAUUGGAACUUUGAGCAGACUUUUGAAGGCAAGCAAUUCGAAUCUUGAAAUUUUCCACUUAAAAGUAAUUUUUGUCUGUAAAAGUUUUUUUAGCUAGUUCUCCAUCCUCUCCUGUAGGCAUAUAUACAAGGGGUUUGUAUGGGUUUAUUUUUUGUGCUUAAUUUAUCUUUGUUCUUUCUUGGGCGAAGGGUAAUAGAUUUUCCUUUUCGUUUCUUCAUCAACUGUACAAGAACAGUGGGGUAUUUGUGAAGGUUAAGGAUAUAUGGCAAUUUGAUCUUGUAGAAUGUAGAGGAUUGAGUUUUGUUAUAAUGCAGGUGGAACAGAUUGAUGUGUGAGAUCAAA